ACUCAUUCCGCCUCCCGUCAUCGCAGUCAUGUGGGCCGCCAGCCCGAACUCUGCUUUCUGUGCAUUCAUCGGCAGGUGGUGUCUCCCGGGCCCUUCAACUUAACCCCGUCCUACACUUCAGUUGCUGCCCGCGGCUUCUGUCAUUCCAUCACACAUCCUCAUACAUCCCGUCCACAUCAGUUGAAAAGCAGCGCCGAGCUAACAUCUGCCUUCAUCUGACUAAACCGCGGCGCCUCUGCAGGACAACUCCAGAUCCACUCAACUUCCUGAACUCUUGCGCACAUUUCGACUUGUGCCUUGCUUCAUUCAGUUGUCGCUGUAGCCCCUACUGCUGCUCCUCCACCACUUUGGACUUGAACGGCUUUUGAUUCUCAGCUUUGUGCGAAGCGCGAAAGACUAUAGACCGGGUGGCAUCAGGCUGACGAGAGAUCUCUUGCUUGCGUACUCUGUGGCAUUGCAAAUCCUCGCACUUGUCUUGCCGCGCCAUCUUUGUCGCGGCUUGCUUGUCUUCAUCUCGAGAGCUGAAGAAGAAGUCGACCUUCUUUCUCCUGGCUCCUAGUUCUGCGCCUGUUUUCGUUUCGAUUUCCUUUUCGUCAUCUGCGCAAGCAUUGAUCUUGCCUCGCUCGUACAAAGGCGACGCCGUCCUCAGCUGAGCAGAGCGAAAGCCAUCGCGACAGCCCGCCCAGCCUCGGAUUCAGUCUUCGUCUAAUUUCUUUGCCUUCCAUUCAUCACGAGGUCCCUUAAAGGAUAACCCCGCGCUUCUUGUCUUGAUUGCCCCGCACAAAAGGUACAAGCGUGGCGUGAACCAAUAAGGCUACUGACUGUUGCGCUCUCCAUGUUGAGGUUGUAGGCUAUUAUCGACCGAGAUGGGUAGAGAGAAGAGGACCACCGGCCAUGGCGCGGCCAGAGGAGAGCAUGCCAAAGCACGGCAUCAGAGGGACCGCAAGGGGAACAUCAUGGAUUGGACCGCGCCGCUCCCUCCUGGCCUGGUAGCAAAGCCUGACAGACCACAGUGCUCAUCCAAACACAAGUCCUGGUUUGAGUUCAUCGAGAACAAGGACAAGAAGAAGAAGCUGGAGAUCGAGUUCACCGAGAAUCGCGAGCCCCCGCCAGGUUUCGAGUUUGUCCCCAUUGGCAAUCCCACUUUGACCACGGCUUGUAAAGAGCUUUCGCGAGAGCAAGGUGCCAUGAUCUUCAUCGUCACGUCUUCCAAUGGCCAAUUUUCCAAGGAGCUUAGUCGCCAUCUGAACCGUGUUGGUAUCCAUGUUCGAGAGUCCAUUGUCGAACAGGCACGCCAACAGUUGGGACAAGACUCAAAUCUGCCUACACCUGAUACGGGCGCCGGUCAACCGGAGCCCAUCCCAGAGAAACAAGAAGACAUCAACAAGCAAGCUGACGCAGCUAUAAGGGAUCUGUUUCCGCGAAUACCGAACACUGACCGCCAAAUGAUCAUUGAACACUCGUUCAACAAGGCGCGGCUACAAGAUAAGAAGGAUCCGCCGGUCGGUCUUGCUGCUCAUGUUACGCUUUCACGUCGUGUUCAGCUUGCUGUUCUUGCUCACAUCAGACAUAACCACACGAGAUAUGACAAGCUUCUAAGGGAAACAAGCUAUGUCAAUGCUAGGAAAGCGGUUGAGGGUCUCUGUCUCGACUACCUGGUCAAGUGGCGAGGAGAUGAGGAGACGGGCCGCGACCAACUUGAUGAAAUCUUGGCCGAAGUUGUCGUCAUUUCAGAUUCGGAAAGCGAAGAUGAAGACGAGGACGAGGAUGACGAUGAUGGCGAGGAUCAAUCUUCCGAUGCCUCUUCAGUGGAAGAGGUCUCGCCAGAUAAGCAGACUGCGCCGGUCCGGUCCACCCUGCCUGCCUCAGCCCCAAAACCAUCCCCCCCAAUUGUCGAUUUAACCCAGCCCAGUCAUGCUCAACCAGGCCCAGCAAUUUCGCGAAGAGCAAACAAGAAGAGGGCCAAGAAGGAAGCUCGGAAGGAGAGACUGGCUGCAAAGAGAGCCGAAAAGAGAGCCGAACGUGGCUUCAACAGGUACCGAGCAGUCGGCCAGGCCUGGAGCCAGGCAGUCGAGCGUCAGCGCCUGGGGAAUGUUGAGCAUGUGCCCAGCCCUACCGCCACAGACGGCGUCGAUAGGUCAGUUCCUCACGUUCCUCAACCCUGGCAGCCUUCUGGGCCAGAGAAUGUCCGUCCCCCGGAUCAAGGUAUAUAUUACACAAGGGAACCGCUACAACAAGCGCGAUAUGUCUACGACAACGGCUCCCAACAAUCAGGGCCGGUCUACAGCAGCGUGCAGCGGCCUAGCUUCGUUGAAGCAGCGCCACGAGUGGCCGAUCCCAAUUUUUACAGUGAACAGGAUUGGCCUGUCCAGCGCCUGUCGCUACGAAACAGCUCCAGGCCUACAGUUGGGGCUCAAGCUGCUUCUCAUGCGAACACUGUUGUUGAACGGGUAAGACAUCACGGCGAAGACCUCAGGGACUAUCUCGUGCCGUCCGUCGAAGAAAGAUCCCCAGAUGUUGCAAAGUUCCCGUCCGAGAUUCCUAGUCAAGAGUACAGGCCACCGCGGGAGGCCCAUAACGAUAUGUCAAGUAGGCAGGUGCAUUACACACUGAACACUCGAGAAGAGUUCAUCACGCUUCCACCGCGGAGUGACGGCAUACGAACAGCCACGGUGCCUGCUGCACGCCCAGAGUCUUAUAUCGUGGUCAACUCACAACCGCGUGGUAUGACUCGAGCCUAUGCUCCAAUUGCAGGUACUGGUAACCUCCAUGACAUGCCCGUGUAUCGUGACGAUGCCCGUCUCGGUGAUUACGGGCCACCCGUCAGAGCGGAUACCCAGUCCUGGAUCAGAGACGACAAUGCUUAUCCUAGGUCGGAGGCCUGUCCGAUUGUGAUUCACGAUUCUCCCAGACCAGUGAGGCAUGAGAGCGUAGUCCCGGUGCGCUUCCCUCCAGAGGCACGCCCUCCACCACUGCCUAAAAGGGAACACGAAGACGUCGACCAUUUGGGCGCUAUUUACGUUGGGGACCGUGACACGUGGCGUUCUGACCCCAGAAACGGCCAGUAUGUCGAGGACCAACUGGGAGACUUUGCUGAGAUCGUAAGGGUGUCCAACAAGUUUCCAAAGCGUCACGGUUCCCAGCCAGUACCGGUAGAUGUAGAGUUUUACGACUCUCGGCCGACCAUUCCACGCGCGCAAGAUCAUGGGCAUGCCUAUCGUGAGGGCCAGCGGAUCUAUGACUCCCAAUCAGGACACGCAACUUAUCCGCGAAUCGAGCGCGUCGUUGGAAGGUAUGAGCAACCUGCCGAAUAUCGCUCGGAGGAGGUUGUAUCAGGGAUCAAACGGUAUGCCGAUGGAUAUCCAAGUGGCAGCGCAAAGCGGCAAGAAAGAAUUCUGGGUAUAGAGUCUGAGGGGCAUUUCCAUCCUGUCACUACAUACGUUCCUCUAGAUGACGACUACCGGUACCACGGACAACCUCAAGUCACACAUGCGCCACUGCGGACUUCCAUCUACCCGCCAGUUUCUGCUUAUCCGCCGCGCCACUAGCAGCGGAGUCGUACGAUAUAGUGGCAUCGUGGCAUACGACAGAGAUUCCGUAUUGAGUCAAACAGAUGUACUGUUGAAUUUCCUACGAAACCUUGCAUGCGGGUGUAUCAGCAUGCUCUUUCUCAUCUUUUCCAGCCACGGAUGGGUGGCAGACCUUCUCAUACAUAGCGUUAAGAUACCCUGUGAAUAUUGGAGGACUAGAGCGGAGGCAUGUUGUUCAAAGGUGCAUGAUCAGGGCGUCAUGGACAUCGUGUAUGGGUGGCAGCUUGCAUUUUUUUUUUUUUUUUGGCGUUUAAAACUGGCUUAAGUGCAUGGGACCUUCAUGUGCUGGGCGGACGUUUGAACUUGAUUGUCAAGGCGAGGCGCAUCAGAAGCGUAUCUUUUACCGGAUAAGGGUUUACCUGAUACGCAAUUACAGCGUAUUCCAUACCAAUCUGUUUAGCAUUAGAUCGAGUAAGGCCAUGGUGUAGGGUGUUGUAUUUUAUUUUAUUGCUUUAACAGUCAUGCGAAUGAGGAUGGAGCUGCCAGGCAUGCGAACAUGCUCAUUGCAGCACGUUAGCAAACUUUGAUAUGAUGCACAAUGAUAAGAACAUUCG
Molecule: messenger RNA, 4144 nt
Organism: Neurospora crassa OR74A
Lineage: Eukaryota; Fungi; Ascomycota; Sordariomycetes; Sordariales; Sordariaceae
Exons: 5
Coding region: 867-3548 (893 amino acids)
Source: RefSeq, a predicted model, not a curated record